Molecule: messenger RNA, 2463 nt
Organism: Paraphaeosphaeria sporulosa
Lineage: Eukaryota; Fungi; Ascomycota; Dothideomycetes; Pleosporales; Didymosphaeriaceae
Product: DUF1613-domain-containing protein
Exons: 1
Coding region: 200-2053 (617 amino acids)
Biological process (GO): tRNA methylation
Molecular function (GO): tRNA (uridine) methyltransferase activity
Source: RefSeq, a predicted model, not a curated record
GAUUGGUCGCAUGUCGGAGAAACCAUUUCCACGGCUUCCCAUUAGCUAACGGGAGCCCACGAGACGACGCAAAAACCGCCUUGGCACCGAGGAACACUGAAUCUGCUUAGCUGCAUUUGGAAAUUUUGUCAACUUGUGUAAACUCGCAGGCUUUUCCUCAACCGGCAGACGGUUCUACCACUACCACUCUUUCUAAAGCAUGGCUGUCCAAGAAGAGCCAGAGGUCCCCUGCAAGCCGGAAGAACAUGGCGGGCAGGAAUCUACAGCAGAGUCUUUGACUCACAAUACCGCAAGCGAGCCUCCAUACGAUGAAGCGGCAGGUGACUCUCAAGCCGUUCCCGGAAGCAAAUUCGAGCCCGUCGAUUUGGCAAAUACUUCGGUCGCCGACUCUGGCCUUCCACCUGAGAUAUGGACCAUUGUGCAGUCAGCACCUGCGAAUUUCCCACCGCAGUACUUCCUCGACGUCAGUCGGAAUCUGCUGGAGAAUCCCAACCUUACUGCGUCCCACCUGUCUCGGGCGGAGCUCUCGUACAAGAGUUUUACGGAUGCUUCGUACAAUCCAGAAGCAUCUCAUCCACAAGAGCUCGCGGGCAUAAUCAAGCACCUGAAACCCGAUCAUCAACCGCGCCUGAUACUUGGAGGGGUGCCAGGAUAUAAGCUCGAGUGGACCGUGGUCCGAAAACUAAUACCCAGAAAUCCCAAGCUUGACGAAGCCUUGCAGCAAACAUGCCAUCUUUACACUUCUACCGAGCAGGUCAUACUUCCAGCAAAAGACGGUAGCAACAGCAAAUUUGAUGCCGAACGGUAUUUAGUGGUAUACAUUCCCCAUGUCGCAAACGUAGAUUCGAUACCGUUCUAUCACCCCAAAGUCAGAGGCGUGGCCAUCCUGUACACAUUUUUGAACCAGCCUCCGCCAGGUGUAGCACCGGGUACACUGUCACUCUACUACGACCUCUUUUCCGAAAGGCCACUGGAGAAUCGUAUGUCACGGACUGCGCUGAAAAUGUUGGAAAUCAUUCACAAGCACGCCCGGGGACGUGUGAAAGGGUAUCAGAAACGCGUCCACCACGACGUCAUCAUUCCACAAAAGACCUUCCAAGAUACAUAUGCCUAUUUAAAAGGAGAAUAUGCCAGAGAGCUUAUUGACAACUGGGUCGAACAGACACCCGCACAGAAGCACGUCUUUGAAGACCUAGGGAUAGCGGCUUUCCUGAUCGAGCUUUGGACGGACAUGUACGGCGGCACUCCAAAGGCAUACGACCAGCCAGACAGCGUGGAUCCCCAGGAUAGAGAGCAUCUACGGCUGGAGCUCCAAACCGUGAGGCGAUCACUGGCACAGCAAGCUUUUCCCGGUUUCGUAGAUAUUGGGUGCGGUAACGGUCUGCUGGUGUACAUCCUUAACAAGGAGGGAUGGAAGGGCUGGGGCUUCGACGCACGCCGACGCAAAACAUGGGACACGUUUGGCGAGUCGUACCAGCAGCACGUCAAAGAGAUGCUGCUCGUCCCGGAAGUCCUGCAGAAGCUGGUUAUCGAUGAAUCAAUAGCCAAUGGCUCACCGCCGUGGCAGAACGGCCUCUUCCCACGAGGGACCUUCAUCGUUUCGAACCACGCCGACGAACUCACAGCAUGGACACCCGUUCUGGCUUAUCUUUCAGACAGCCCGUUCAUGGCCAUACCUUGCUGCAGCCACGAUUUCGGCGGCACAAGGUUCCGCGCUCCGUAUCAUCGCAAACACUUCCCUUCACCUACCACAAAUACGGCAAAGCAAGUGUCUGCAUACACUUCGCUGUGCAGCUACGUCGCGCAUCUGUCUGCGCAGAUGUCUUGGGUUCCAGAAAAAGAGCAUUUGAGAAUACCUUCGACCCGCAACAUUGCCAUUAUAGGGCGGAAAAGGAAUGAGAUUGCGGGAAAAGGCACCUUGGAGGAAAGACUGAGGUUUGUGAGCGAGGUUGUGGAGAAAGAAAUGGGAGGCGAGACGUCGAUUGAGCAGGUACGGCUACAGUGGCUGAAGAGGGGAAGUGGCUUGACGAAACCCGGAUCAGGGGCCCAUUGAUCGCGAGAAGGUCAUCGAUGGUACCCCAGUAAAUCAACUCGGAUAGAAGGCCAUCAAUCAGGAAUUCUUUGGUCUUGUCUCAAGUUGUGGUGCCGUUUUCUCCGAGGUUCCCCAACGGCAUGAUUUCGGCGAUAGCUUAGCGUGGGGUCGACCCCGCUGUGCCCGCGUUAUCUCCUCACGCCACGGGCACCCGCGGGUGCGUUUAGGUCAUGUCACACAUUCUUCCUGCCGCGAUGGAUUCCUCUUCGUUCCUUCCUCUGAAACACUCGUGCGCAGCAUGGCAGCGCCAACUUGCAGCUUCCAGGCUGCACUACAGAUGGCACGGAGGACGGCAUGCGCGGCACCUAGAGCACUGAAUGCAUCUGGAGCUCUCGCGGCAGCAAACAAUCCACACCGACAGUGGCAAAGGA